Molecule: messenger RNA, 1734 nt
Organism: Cornus florida
Lineage: Eukaryota; Viridiplantae; Streptophyta; Magnoliopsida; Cornales; Cornaceae
Product: protein EXORDIUM-like 5
Exons: 1
Coding region: 199-1236 (345 amino acids)
Source: RefSeq, a predicted model, not a curated record
GAGAGAACUGGAAGAAUAGAACAGUGCCCUUCCUAAUGGCAGCUGUCUCCAGCCCAUUUCCCUCCCAAACACUCCCUCUCUCUCCUCUCUCUCCACUCUCUCUUUAUAACUCCCCCCAGAUCACUCUUUCUUCAUCUCACAACUCCCCAUUUCCAUUUCCAUUUCCAUUUCCCUACCAGGCUCCCCCAAACCCCAAAAAUGUCACUUCCCCUUCUCUUCUCCCUCUUCUUGUUCCUCUUCAUUUCUCUCUCCACCUCUGCUACACCCACAUCUCAACCCCUAGACCUUGAACCCCACUACUUCAACCCCAAACUUCCACCCAAAGCUCUCUCCUCCUCCAAGAAAUUCGAGGGUUCAUCAAACCUCGUCAACCUCCGCUACCACAUGGGUCCAGUCCUCUCCUCGCCGAUCAACAUCUACCUCAUCUGGUACGGGAAAUGGUCUGCACCCCAGAAGCUCCUCAUUAAGGACUUCCUCCUCUCCAUCUCCACCGCCAACCACCGCGCCGCCCGCUCCCCCUCCGUCGCCGACUGGUGGUCCACCGUCUCGUUAUACACCGACCAGACCGGCGCCAACAUCUCCCGCUCCGUCCUCGUCGCCGGCGAGUACUCCGACCACAGGUAUUCCCACGGGACCCACCUCACCCGACUCUCUAUUCAAGAGGUCAUCGCCUCCGCCGUCCGAUCGAAGCCCUUCCCCGUCGAUCACAAAAACGGGAUCUACCUCAUCCUAACCUCCGUGGACGUGACCGUACAGGAUUUCUGCCGAGCGGUGUGUGGAUUCCACUACUUCACGUUCCCAUCCAUGGUAGGGUACACCCUACCCUACGCAUGGGUCGGGAACUCGGGUAAGCAGUGCCCCGAGGUGUGUGCCUACCCGUUUGCCGUGCCCGCUUACAUGGGGGGUGGCGGGCCCGGAGCGCUGGCCCCACCGAAUGCUGACGUGGGCGUGGACGGUAUGAUCAGUGUGAUCGCUCAUGAGCUUGCUGAGCUGGCGUCGAACCCGCUGGUGAACGCGUGGUACGCCGGCGAGGAUCCGACGGCGCCGACAGAGAUUGGCGAUCUGUGUGAGGGGUUGUACGGUACCGGAGGUGGGGGAGGGUAUAUUGGGCAAGUGAUGAGGGAUGGAAAGGGAAGGACUUUCAAUUUGAAUGGAAGGAGGGGAAGGAAGUUCUUGGUGCAGUGGAUUUGGAGCCCCGUGUUGAACGCUUGUGCUGGUCCAAAUGCUAUGGACUGAAAAUCGUUUUUUAUUUCCACUCUCUCUCUUUUCCUUUCUUGCUACUUUGGUGAACGGAAGUGGGGGUGGUACAGAGGGAAAUGUGGAGGAAUGGAUAUGAGGGGUUUUCUUUCUUUCUUUCUUUCUUUACUUUUUUGUUUUUGUUUUUUUGUUUUUGUUUUUGGCUUAGAUUCUUACUUUAUUUUAUUUAUUAUUUUGAUUUUUGUUAGAUGUAUAAAGAGAUAAAUUGCUAGUUUACUAGUCUAUUUUAAACUGGUUAUAUAAUAUAUUCCAUCUGUUGUGUUUUAUUAUGGGUUAUUAAUAAAACUUGGCUGAAGGAGGAUGGAGUUUUCUUUAUGGAAAAUUAUUUGAAUUUGGAUUCAGACGAGGGGUUGAUUGAAAUGAGAAAUAAUAUGGACUUCUAUUUAUAUACUCCGUAUGUAUUUAUAUUUUUUGGUUCAUUGUAAAUAAACUCUCAAAAAGAUUUGAACGUUUCAUUUUUUCUUUGUUCUUUCGAAA